Cyclocybe aegerita is the source of this 975-nucleotide messenger RNA. Lineage: Eukaryota; Fungi; Basidiomycota; Agaricomycetes; Agaricales; Hemipholiotaceae. The record is from the annotation of a GenBank genome assembly.
AUGGGGACACGACAAGGAUGGCGGCAUGACGACGAGGACAGGAACACGAUGAGGAUGGCAGGGGCACAACGACGACGAUGGCAGGGCAUGACGAGGACGGCGAGGGCACCCUUCACCUCUGCCCUCAGCCUCGUUCACGCCUCCCAUCCUCUGCCUCGCCCUCUCGCCCUCUCGCCCUCCGACACCCCGCCUUCUCGCCCCUCGGCCGCCCUCACGCUCUGCCCCAUCCUCUGCCCUUGCGCUCGCACUCUGCCCUGCCCUUUCGCCCUUUGCCCCACCCCUCGACUUUUGCCCUGCCCCUCACCGGUCACCCUUCACCUGUGCCCUCUGCCUCCGCCCCUCAACCUCUGCCUCCACCCCUCAACCUUUGUCCCACCUGUUGCCUGUUGCCCGUUGCCCUUCCUCCCCAUCCUUUGCCUUCGGCCUCGCCCUUCGCCCUUCACCGUCGCCCUUCACCCCCACCCGUCGCCUCCUGCUCAGCACCUACAACUAGCAGCUCAAGGAGAAGGGGAGCACAAGGAGGGGGGAGCACAAGCACCCAAAGAGUCCCCACAAGCACCCAAAGAGGGCGAACGAGCAGAGGCCCUGCCCACAGCAUUGAGCCCCGGCACGCACAGCAACGGCCUCUCCGUGGGUGGACUGUUUAAUCACAGUCCUGACAUCGGACAUGGCUGUGGUGCGAUCGUGAGCUAUUCCACCCCUUAUGCCUCAGCAAACUCGAUCAGUACUCACUGUCAAACAUUCUUAGGCAAGACUCAUCUUGGAUGGGAAACAGCUAGCGAUAUGAACCCAUCGGCCCCCACAACACCGGAGCUCCAAGUGCAGUGUCCGAAUCCCAACUUCAACUUCCACAAACUCUUCUUGGCCAGCCUCGACCGUGCAGAUGCCCCAGCCACAGAAAACGACGACGACGUUUUUGGAACCUCCUCUCUGACCACUCCUGAACCAACUCCUCCCUCAUCAACCAUCAUUUGA